CUCACCCUCUCAGGCCCCUGCUAGAUACCCUCUGUGGGGGUGCGAGGCGGUGGGGAAAAAGUUUAAGGUUUGUUAAUCACAGUCGCGAUUGUUGGGGAGGGGGAGGGGGCGGCUGGGAAGAAAGCGAGGUGGCCUUUCCAGGAGGCUCCCGGGUCUGGGACGAGUCUGGCGAGGGUGACACCAAGCCGAGUUUACUCGCUCUCCCAGGAGCUCAGCGGGAGGAGGGGGCGAGGGUACCUAUUUUUUUUUUUUUUUAAAUUCCUUUCCCCACCCUUUCUGGGGUUCUUGUCCGCAGUGAUUUCCCCCCUUCUUUUUAAGAGAUUUCCUCUCACCACCUCCCCAGUACCACCAGUGUUUAGCUCCUAACGGGUUCUGCUUUGUUUUUACGACUCCCCCCCCCCCCCCACGAAUCACUUGUCAGAUCAAUUUUACCUUCUCCCUCCUCCCUACUUCCUACUCUCCCCUCCUCCCCUUCCAAACCCUGUUCUCCGAGGUUAGACAUUUUACAAACUAGCUAUGCUAUUUUUCGAAUUGUGACUUUUUCUUUUACCCCCUCCUCCCGUAUCUACUCUUCUAGACGUUUAUUUUUGCCCUUCCCCCGCCUAGCGGGGCGGGGGGUAAGGGAAGAGAAAAUAAUACAAUUUCAGGGGAAGUCGCCUUCAGGUCUGCUGCUUUUUUUAAAAUAAUAAUAAUAAUAAUAAAAAGGACAUAGAAAACACCAGUCUUGAACUUCACUUCAAGAGCCCGGGCUGCAAAGGAAAUCUCCUUUGUUUUGUUAUUUAUAUGCUGUCAAGUUUUGAAGUGUUCUGGCAGGUGAUCUGUAAGACAGUGACUGAGUAUGGAUCAUUUGAACGAGGCAACUCAGGGGAAAGAGCAUUCAGAAAUGUCUAACAAUGUGAGUGAUCCGAAGGGUCCACCGGCCAAGCUUGCCCGCCUGGAGCAGAACGGGAGCCCACUAGGAAGAGGAAGGCUUGGGAGCACAGGUGGAAAGAUGCAAGGAGUGCCUUUAAAACACUCGGGCCAUCUCAUGAAAACCAACCUUAGGAAAGGAACCAUGUUACCAGUUUUCUGCGUGGUGGAACAUUAUGAAAAUGCCAUUGAGUAUGAUUGCAAGGAGGAGCAUGCAGAAUUUGUGUUGGUGAGAAAGGAUAUGCUUUUCAACCAGCUGAUAGAGAUGGCGUUGCUGUCUCUAGGAUAUUCACACAGCUCUGCUGCGCAAGCCAAAGGGCUCAUCCAGGUUGGGAAGUGGAAUCCGGUCCCACUGUCGUAUGUGACAGAUGCCCCUGAUGCCACGGUGGCAGAUAUGCUUCAAGAUGUGUAUCAUGUGGUCACUCUCAAAAUCCAGUUACACAGUUGCCCUAAACUAGAAGACUUGCCUCCUGAACAAUGGUCGCACACCACAGUGAGGAACGCUCUGAAGGACUUACUGAAAGAUAUGAAUCAGAGUUCGUUGGCCAAGGAGUGCCCCCUUUCACAGAGCAUGAUCUCCUCCAUUGUGAACAGCACAUACUAUGCAAAUGUCUCAGCAGCAAAAUGUCAAGAAUUUGGAAGGUGGUACAAACAUUUCAAGAAGACAAAGGAUAUGAUGGUUGAAAUGGAUAGUCUGUCUGAACUAUCCCAGCAAGGCGCCAACCACGUCAAUUUCGGCCAGCAGCCUGUCCCUGGAACCACAGCUGAGCAGCCGCCGUCCCCUGCCCAGCUUUCCCAUGGCAGCCAGCCCUCUGUGCGGACCCCUCUUCCGAACCUGCACCCUGGGCUUGUGUCCACACCUAUCAGUCCUCAGCUGGUCAACCAACAGCUGGUGAUGGCCCAGUUGCUGAACCAGCAGUAUGCAGUGAACAGACUCUUAGCCCAGCAGUCCUUAAACCAACAGUACUUGAACCACCCUCCCCCCGUCAGUAGGUCUAUGAAUAAGCCUUUGGAGCAGCAAGUGUCCACCAACACGGAGGUCUCUUCCGAAAUCUACCAGUGGGUGCGGGAUGAACUGAAGAGAGCCGGCAUCUCACAGGCAGUGUUUGCACGUGUGGCUUUUAACCGAACUCAGGGAUUGCUUUCUGAAAUCCUCCGAAAGGAAGAGGACCCCAAGACUGCAUCCCAGUCUCUGCUGGUAAACCUUCGGGCUAUGCAGAAUUUCUUACAGUUGCCGGAAGCCGAGAGAGACCGGAUAUACCAGGAUGAGAGGGAAAGGAGCUUGAAUGCAGCCUCAGCCAUGGGGCCUGCCCCACUGCUGAGCACACCACCCAGCCGCCCGCCCCAGGUGAAAACAGCUACCCUUGCCACGGAGAGGAAUGGGAAGCCAGAGAACAAUACUAUGAACAUUAAUGCCUCCAUUUAUGACGAGAUUCAGCAGGAAAUGAAGCGUGCUAAAGUGUCCCAAGCACUGUUUGCAAAGGUUGCCGCCACAAAAAGCCAGGGAUGGCUGUGCGAGCUGCUGCGCUGGAAAGAAGAUCCUUCUCCAGAAAACAGGACCCUGUGGGAGAACCUGUCAAUGAUCCGAAGGUUCCUCAGUCUGCCUCAGCCCGAGCGCGACGCCAUCUAUGAGCAGGAGAGCAACGCUGUGCAUCACCAUGGUGACAGACCUCCCCACAUCAUCCAUGUUCCAGCAGAGCAGAUUCAGAGCCUCUCUCCCAGCACCCUUGGGAAAGGAGAGUCUAGAGGUGUUUUCUUACCAAGCCUGCUGACCCCUGCACCAUGGUCCUAUGCUGCCCCUCAGCAGCAGCAGCAACAGCAGCAGCAACAGCAACAGCAGCAACAGCCACCGCCACCACCUCCACAGCCACAGCCACAGCCCCAGGCAGGCCCCAGGCUCCCCCCACGGCAGCCCACCGUGGCCUCAUCUGCGGAGUCCGAUGAGGAAAACCGGCAGAAGACCAGGCCACGAACCAAAAUUUCCGUGGAAGCCCUGGGGAUCCUUCAGAGUUUCAUCCAAGAUGUGGGCCUGUACCCGGAUGAAGAGGCCAUCCAGACUCUGUCUGCACAGCUGGACCUCCCGAAGUACACCAUCAUCAAGUUCUUUCAGAACCAGCGGUACUACCUUAAGCACCACGGCAAGCUGAAAGACAACUCCGGCUUGGAGGUGGACGUGGCUGAGUACAAAGAGGAGGAGUUGCUUAAGGAUUUGGAAGAGAGCAUCCAGGAUAAAAACGCCAACACCCUUUUCUCCGUGAAACUAGAGGAAGAGCUGUCCGUGGAAGGGAGCACAGACAUUAAUGCCGACUUGAAAGACUGAGAGAACAGUAUUCUUUUCAGCCGCACCACUGGUAUUUCCUAACAACAGGAGAAGUUGUCCACCUUGUGUUCGCUCAGAAAAAAAGAAAAAACAAAAAACAAAAAAAAAAAAACCGUCAUUGUUUAUUGUUUGGCCAAUGAAUCUUCGGAAACUUGCACAAACAGGAGGUUGGAAGGACAGGACAGACAGCACUCAAGGUUUUACUGUUUUACACACUGCUUGGCAGCCCCAGGUGACGCAUCAAGGAUUGUUUGGUAGAAUUUGUGUUCAAGGGCUGCACCCAGGUGUUGUACCCUGUCAGCAUGAUACCAGGAAUUGGUUUUCUUUUUGAUUAGUAUUAUUCUGGACCUCAAAUAAGCAUUAUAACUUCUGUGAUUAUGAUUGCCUUUUCUUUAAUUAUCUCUGUAACACUCCACACUAGUCUUUGGAAACUGGCCCCUUAUUUUAAAAGAGAAAAAGGAAAAAAAAAGAGAGAGAGAGUUUGUUACUCGAUUGUAUGUUAAAAAAAAGAACUAUAGACUGUGGAAUGCAGUUUAAAGAUGACAUAUGCCAACAAAUGCCUUGUAUUAUAUGGCACUGCCGUAAUUAAAAUUUGUUUUUUUAUUUUGGAAAUAAAAGUUCACUGUAAUUUUUUUCAUCCUCAUUGUUACAUGAUUUUUUUUAAGGAAAAGAAAAAAUGUGAAACACAAUUUAGUCCUUGUUAUUUAUUUGUAGAUCCUGCAGCAUCAUGUCAUAAUUAAGUUUUUUUGGAGAUUUUUGUUAAAUGUAAUGUUGCUUCUCUUGUUACCAUACUGAUUUCCUUUCUAUUUAUAACUGUAUUUUGAUGGGCAGUAAAACAAAGUGUCUUAAAAGUUUUAAAUAGAGAAAAUGUGCUUUACACAGUUGCCUAUAAAAGUCUAUGUUAUCCAAGCAAUUCACUCUAGAAGCUUCGGUCUCGUUGUUGUAUGCAAUUUUUACUAUCAUGCAAAUAAGCUUAGGUAAAUAAAACUAAUAGAUCACCUUAGAAAAUUAUGCAAUUAAUGUGAAAAUAAUUGAUGUUUGCAAUGUGUCUUCCUUUGGUUUACAAUCAAUUUUAAAGCAACAUCUGUAUAAAGUUUCUGUAUAAAGGUGUAUUUCUUUUUUAUGAGUUUAUGGCUAUGAAAACAUCAGCUAUUUUGUUACAGCUGCUGUUUUUAUAAGUGUACCACAGUUUUCUUUAUGCAGAAAUGUGCUGAUUAGGAGUGGUUAUUGACUGUACCUACAUGAUUAAAAUUGUUUGUAUGGUAUGGCAUGGCAGGGUUUGUCUGCUUAUGUGAAGUAACUUUAACCAAGCUCAAGGACGGCUGUCAUGUAGGGGCCUGCUCCUGCUUUCUUGGUGACAGCUUGUGGGUUCUGAAAAGCAACUGAACACUCCCUGAGAUACUCAGCUCAAGCUACACGUAGGCUCAGUUUUCAGUAGUUGUGGAAUUCCACAAUGCAGAUGGUGAUCUGCUUUUGCUUUUUACACUGGACCGUCAAAGAUGCCAACAGAAAUGUUACUGUAGCAGUUAAGUGCUUGGAACGGCCAUAUCUGCUGUUUCCGCACAACCCUCCAGUUAGGGCAAUACUUUUCUUCAAGCUAGGGUGCAUUUUUAAAAGCCAUCAGCAGCAUGACUAAGGGAAUAAAUGGGCCUUCUGCGAUUAGGGGAGGAGCUUGUUUGGUUUUGAUUUGUUUGACAAAUCAUAAGUAGGGAAGGUGAAUAACCCUGACUUGAUCUGACUGCCUUUGUCAAAACUGAGAACUACCUGAAGAAAGGAGGAGUACUAAGAAAUUCUGAGCUUAAAUGGAUUCCAAGGCUAAACUGCUGCAUCAUGGCCCAGUCCCUGCAUGCUGUGGCUGUUGUGUUUCUCUGUCGUUUGUAUCCCUUUGUUAGGGUUCCCUGAGUGUAGAUGGGGAUGGUUAGGUUCAUGGAGCCAGGCUGGGACGCUCACGCCUGGAGACUGCUGGGCUUUCCUGUUGGUCUAAAAUGGGCUCCUUGAAAACUCCACUAACAAAUUUACUUAGAAACACAGCUGAGCACCUUGGAAGGCUGCUGUUCAGCUGCAAACUAAUUUCUGAUUCUUUUUAUUAAAUGAGAAAAACAGUGCAAACUUUCUUGUUUGCUGGAGUUGAGGAAAGUAAUUACUUGAGCCAAGGACAUUUGAAUUAAGAUAAUGCAAGCUAAUUUUAAAUGUUAAAAAAAAAACAAAAAACAAAACAAAACAAAAAAACCCAAGUACCAUGCAGCUAACUACAGAUUAUCAUCUGUGGCCUCCUUUCCCAGGUUCAAGAGCGGACAGAGCAUCGGGUAGAAUUGAUGCCUUUUUUAUUUAGAACAGCCCAACACUUAAGAUAUCAAGUAGGUGUGAAACUUGAUAGUUAUUUGGAAGGAGAAAUUGAGUUUUACGUAAGAUUUUUCCCCAUUCCUAACAGUAUGAAUUAUUUUGAAUUGAUGUAUCCAAGGAAAUGAGUGUGUUGGGAAGCAACGCCAUUGUGCCAGCAAAAUGAUCAGGUGUUUUAAAUAUCAGGUCAGCAUGGUUUUGUUACUUUGGCAAAUCACAGAGUCACAGUGGAGCGGGCAAAACCGUUGAAGAGUGUUUCAGAAGAUUUCCCUUAGUGAUCCACACUGUCCCCCACCCCCAACAUCUUCAUCACCCUUGUCUCUAGUUGCCUCUGGCUGUUGGUAAAAUUCCUUUAACAAGUUUCAUGGUGUCCCAGCAUUCCGGAGGUGUUGGGACGCUGGGCGUGACAUAGUGCUUCGUGCUGUUAGAACCAUAGCAGAGUCAGGUAAUUUCCCGGUAAUAGUCGGCCUUGUGCAUCUGAGUCUGUCAUAGCUCCCUACACUCAGCACUUUGCCACUAAUUUGUAUUACACUCUGUGGCCAUAUAAUACCUGCACAUUAUGCAAAAAAUGUUGUUGAUAGUAUCUUCUUGCCACACAAUAUGCAGAGUUGACACAUAACCUUUGAAAACGAAGGUGACUUGUGUGCGUGCCCUACCUGUGUGGCACUUAGUAACAAAGUCUGUACAUAUGUAUAAAAUGCGUAUUGACUGGCAUUUAGUACUAAGAAAUUCUGAGCUUAAAUGUCUGCCCCUAGUAGUAUCUAUAGUUAACAAUGCUUAUUGGAAAUACAUAGCUUGAAUAGAAAAAAAAUUUAAAUGGUUCAGGAGUGAUUGAAAAUGAGUGUCCCACAUCUGCUAUUAUUACAUUCUUCCCUGGUCCCAGUUGUUCACAUUUGGCUGAUGACAAGGUCCUUGACUGUCACAAUAUUUUCAAUAAAUGAGAUAUUAUGAACUGCCUGGUGAUAUUUUCAGCAAGAGCAACUAAAAUGUGUAUGGCCUGUACUAUAGCAAUGGAGAUGGGACUAUCUGUGCUAAAGCCAGCCAGAAAUGUGGAUGGCAGCGUGGGAACCCAGCAGCUCCAUAGCAGGAGCCAUCAGACACGUUCAUAGAAGGAAGUUCUCAAGGGGCCUAUUCUUGGAUUCAGUGUUCCCUCUGAAGCAAUCUUUUAAAUGUAAAUAGUGAAUACUUGCAUGUCUUUGGACAAAAGCUGAGCUACAAUCUAUUAAAAUGCACAAUUUUUGAUACAAUAUAAAGUGCCCUCUAACAAAAUGUGGUGGAAGGUGUAUGUCAAGACUACCAUACCUGUUUAACAAUAGCAUAUGUUAAAUAAAAAUAGUUUGGAAUUACUGUUUAAAACAUGA
Apodemus sylvaticus (European woodmouse) is the source of this 6930-nucleotide messenger RNA. RefSeq names its product SATB homeobox 1 (gene Satb1). NCBI's taxonomy places the organism in Eukaryota, Metazoa, Chordata, Mammalia, Rodentia, Muridae. Gene Ontology annotation, biological process: regulation of transcription by RNA polymerase II; chromatin remodeling. The coding region runs from base 839 to 3229 and encodes 796 amino acids. Gene Ontology annotation, molecular function: RNA polymerase II cis-regulatory region sequence-specific DNA binding; DNA-binding transcription factor activity, RNA polymerase II-specific. The transcript has 12 exons. The record is from RefSeq and is a predicted model, not a curated record.